Molecule: messenger RNA, 1126 nt
Organism: Penaeus monodon (black tiger shrimp)
Lineage: Eukaryota; Metazoa; Arthropoda; Malacostraca; Decapoda; Penaeidae
Gene: ifc
Product: sphingolipid delta(4)-desaturase DES1-like
Biological process (GO): ceramide biosynthetic process
Molecular function (GO): sphingolipid delta-4 desaturase activity
Source: RefSeq, a predicted model, not a curated record
CGUCGUCGUCGGAACCUCAGUGCGAGUUGGCCAGUGGUUGCGAGUGGUUGUGUGCAGUUGCACUCGGAUUUUUUUAUUCUUCUCAGAUAAAAAUGGGUCAGCAUGUCUCAAGAACGGAUUUCGAGUGGUCGUACACCGCUGAGCCCCAUGCAUCAAGGAGAAAGGAGAUUCUGAAAAAACACCCAGAGAUAAAGGAGCUCUUUGGAAAUGAUGCAAAUCUUGUGUGGUGGGUAUUUGCCCUGGUCACUUUCCAAUUAGUAUCCCUCUUCGUGGUGAGAGAGUUGUCCUGGUUCUGGGUCCUCAUCUUGUCCUAUUGCAUUGGAGGAACCAUCAACCAUUCACUUAUGUUGGCAAUUCAUGAAAUAUCCCACAACCUCGCAUUCGGUCACUCACGACCAAUGGCCAACCGCAUUCUGGGGAUUUUUGCAAACCUUCCCAUUAUCCUCCCAUUUUCUGUGUCAUUUAAGGGCUACCAUCUAGAGCAUCACAAGUAUCAAGGUGAUGAAAAACUUGACACUGACAUUCCAACAAAUCUUGAAGCGCAACUGUUCUGCACAACCUUUGGAAAGAUGGUCUGGAUGUUCUUCCAGCCACUGUUCUAUGCCUUAAGACCCAUUGUAACAUACCCUAAAAACCCCACUACACUAGAAAUCAUCAAUACUACAGUUCAGCUGACCUUCAACUUCUGUCUGUUUUACUUCCUUGGUGGCAAGUGUCUGACAUAUUUGGCAGCGGGAUCCCUUUUGGCAAUGGGUAUUCAUCCUGUGGCUGAACUCAUAGAGAAAUUAAUGUUCAAGAAAGGUUUGAACCUCAUUUUUAAAAGGGGGGGGGGCCCAUUGAAUUUGGUAACAUUCAAUGUAGGCUAUCAUAACGAACAUCAUGACUUCCCCUACAUCCCAGGAAGUCGAUUGCCAAUGGUAAGAGUUGCUCCAAAAAUUUUAUGUUUCUUUCCCACAGCAGAAUUUUGGGUGGGGUUUAUUUAUGAUUUAAAAGAUGGGCAUGGUCCUUACCCCCCCCGCAUUAAAAGGAAGCAUGCUGGCUUUGACAAGGAGGAAUAGGCUUUAAUUAAAACACUGUUGUUUUUUUUUCUUUGUAUUUGUUCUUAUUAAAUGUGAUGUCUACUGAA